Messenger RNA from Hypanus sabinus (Atlantic stingray), 3616 nucleotides. Its product is annotated as deoxyribonuclease gamma-like. Gene Ontology annotation, biological process: DNA catabolic process. Lineage: Eukaryota; Metazoa; Chordata; Chondrichthyes; Myliobatiformes; Dasyatidae. The coding region runs from base 1648 to 2451 and encodes 267 amino acids. Gene Ontology annotation, molecular function: DNA nuclease activity. The transcript has 10 exons. The record is from RefSeq and is a predicted model, not a curated record. Gene Ontology annotation, cellular component: nucleus.
UAAGCAUGAGGACAGAUAAAAAAAAAUUGGCUGUUAUUUCCUCAUUCCAGCUACAGAACUCAUUUAUCAGGCUUCAUAUCUUCAACUUCUGGUCAAAUGCAAUGCAAAUUUAACUUAGUCAUCAAAGAAUCACAGAGCAGAUUCAGCAGACGACAGGACAGCUGGAAUUCCAUGUCUCGAUCCUAUGUCAUCACGUGAUGUCCCCCUUCCACCAGCAUUUUGUGUGUGUUGCCUGAAUUUCCAUCAUCUGCAGAUUUCCUUGUGUUUGUGUUCCCUUCCAAUCAAUUUUGGCCGGCUUCUCUUUCAUGCCUAUGUAAUUCCUGCACUCCACAGUAAUACUAAUAUAAUCUGAUUUUAGUUUCUCUUACUCAAAUUUCAGAGUGAAUUCUAUCAUAUUAUGAUCAUUGUCCUGUAAGCAUUCCUUUACUUUAAGCUCUCUAAUCAAUUUUUGUUCAUUGCUCAACAUCCAAUCCAGAAUAGCUGAUUCCAUGGUGGGCUCAACAAUGAACUAUUCUAAAAGCCGUUUCUUAGGCAUUCCACAAAUUCUCUCCUUUGGAUCCAGCACCAACCUGACUUUCCCAGUUUCCCUGCAUCCCUCAUGUAACAUUGCCCUUUUGACAUGCAUUUUAUCUCUCCUGCUGUAAUUUGUAGACUACAUCUUUUCUGCUGUUCGGAGGUCUAUAUAUAACUUCCAUCAGGGUCAUUUUAUCCUUGUAGUUUCUGAGCUCUAGCCACAAUGAUUCAACACCUUCCAAUCCUCGGUCACCUCUUUCUAAGGAUUUGAUUUCAUUCUUUAUCCUCUGAAACCUGCCUGUCCUUCUGAUACAAUGUCCAUUCUUGGAUGUUAAGCUCCCAGAUACUUUCUUUGUUCAGCCACAAUUAGCGAUGCCUACAACAUCAUACCUGCCAAUCUGUCACUGUUCAUUUACCUUAUUCCGUAUACUCUGUCCAUUCAAAUCUUACACCUUCAGUCCUGUAUUCAUCACCCUUUUUGAUUUUGUCCCCAUAUUAUAUUGCAACUCAUCCUGUUGACUGCAUUUUUUUCCCUGUCAGCACCCUGUCUCACUAAACAUUGCUUCUGUUUGUAAACUAAUUACCCACUUCAGCCCUAUCACUCCGGUUCUCAUCCCCCUGCCAAAUUAGUUUAAACCUCCCAAACAGCUCUAGCAAACUUGCCCACAACUAUAUUGGACCCCCUCGGGUUCAGGUGUAUUCUGGCCCUUUUGUACAGGCCAUACCUUCCCCAGAAGAGAUCCUAAUGAUCCAGAAAUCUGAACCCCCGAGCCCUGCACCAGUUCUUCACUCACAUGUUCAUCUGCCAGAAUAUUCCAUUCUUACCCUCACUCGCGCACGGCACAGGCAGCAAUCCAGAGUUUACUAGCCAGGAUGUUCUGCUUCUCAGCUUUCUGCCUAGCUCCCUAAAAUCUCUCUUCAGGAUCUCCUUACUUUUCCUAUGUCACCCUCCCCAGUUAAAAUGCUGCUAUCCUAAUCCAAGACAUCCCUGGCCCGGGCACCUGGGAAGCAACAUGCCAUCUGGGUGUCUCUAUUGCAUCCACAGAAUCUCAUCUCUAUUCCUCUGACUGUGGAAAAACCACUUACUCUAUCACUGUGAAGAGCUGGCUUUAGAAUCGCAAAUCCAACUUCUGAAUGAAAAUGAAGAUUGCUGCAUUCAAUAUCAAACAGCUGGGGGAAGAAAAGAUCUCCAAACAGGAAAUUGUCACAGAUAUUGUUGAGAUUCUUUUACGUUACGACAUCAUUUUAAUAAUGGAAUACAGAGACAAGUCUGAAGAAGUUGCCAAGCAGCUGCAGGAGGAGCUCAAUAAAAAGACUACAAACCAUUACUCUUACAGAGUAAGCAAACCCCUUGGGCGAGGAAGGUACAAGGAACAAUAUCUCUUCAUUUAUCGUGAUGAUAUCGUGCAAGUGGAAAGAGUCUUUCAGUACGAUGACAUGCAGCCUGGUGAUGAGGAUGCUUUCUCCAGGGAACCGUUUGUGAUUCAGUUCAAAUCACCUACCACAGUGGUACAGGAUUUUGUACUCAUUUCUCAGCACACAGCACCUGAAGAUGCAGUGAAAGAAAUUGAUGAACUCUACGAUGUCACCCUGAAAAUCAUGAAAGAGUGGAAUACAGAGAACAUUAUGAUACUUGGAGACUUCAACGCUGACGGAAGGUAUGUAUCGAAGAACAAGAUGAAAACUAUACGGCUCCGAACAGACAAGAAUUUCUACUGGCUCAUCGGAGAUGACGAGGACACUACUACAAGAUUAAGCACAGACAAGGCCUAUGACAGGAUUGUUGUUUAUGGGAAUACAUUUUAUCAGGGGAUAGUUCCAAAUUCCGCUAAGCCUUUCAACAUCCAAGACGAGCUGGGAUGGAGCGAAGAGAGGGCUUUGAAUAUCAGUGACCACUACCCUGUUGAAGUGGAGCUCAAAUUGAUCAACCAGGAGUGAAAUGGAUAUCGACUAAACAGAUGAACACAACAGAACCAUACUGCAACUGGCAGACAGUGGCAAUUAGCAAUAAGGUUGAAGUAGUAUAGCUGAGCUUUGAAAUAUCAUGAAAAAAAUACAUGAUGUAAAUGAGCUGCUUUAUGUGUAUUUCCUACUACAGGCUUCCUCUUCCUAAACACGAAGAAUAAGGCUGCAAAUUUGUAAUAGAAGUUGCUCCCCAUUGAAUUUUAGGACUUCAACAGCUUUACCUACUCCAAAGCCUUUGCUAUUUUCUAUUUGACAAUUUCCUGGUUGGGUUAGUUUGGCAACAUGUCUAGAUCGACAGAUGGAGUAACUGACACUAGGUCUUCAAAAGGAAUCUCAGUUCAGGUGUGCAGCUGGGACUAAUUGCUCCCCUCUGAUCGCAGAUCUCUGAAAGGUUGGGAAGGGCUGAUGGUGUUAACACUAAAAAUAAUGAGACUUAUCAGCUGGUUGAGUGGUGUCACAAGCUAGCACUCAAUGCCAGCAAGACUAAGGAACUUAGAGGACUUCAGAAAAGGGAAGUCAGGAGAAUACACACCAGUUCUCACUGAAGGAUGAGCAAUGUAAAGGAUAUGCUCCUUGGUGUCAACAUACCUGAGGAUCCAGCUUGAGCCCAACAUAUUGAUGCAAUCAUGAAGGAAGCAUGCCAGUGGAUCUAUUUUAUUACGAUAUUGAGGAAAUUUGGCAUGUCACCAAAGGCUUGCAAAUUUUCUAGAUGCAUUUUGACCAGUUGCAUCACAGCCUGGCAUGGAGACUCCAUGCACAGAUUGCAAGAGGCUGCAGAGGGCUGUAGGCUCAGCCAGCUUAAUUUCAGACACAAAUUUCCUCAAAGACAUCUUCAUGAGGUGGUACUUCAAGAAGGGUGCAUCCAGUAUGAAAGAUCCUUACCAUCUAGACAUAGCCUCUUCUCAAUACUACUGUCAGGAAAGAUUCACAAGAACCUGAAGACCCGCACCCGACCAUUCAGCAUCAGCUUCUUCCCCUCUGUCAUCACGUUUCUGAACUGACCAAAAACACAAUCUCCCUUCUUCCUAUCUUUUUGCGCUAGGUAUUUACUUUGCAAUUUACAAUAAUUUUUUCACUGUACUGCUGCUGCAAAACAACUAAUUUUAUAUCAUAUAAAACAUUGAUAAUAAAAUCUGAU